Zychaea mexicana is the source of this 1851-nucleotide messenger RNA. RefSeq lists its product as uncharacterized. NCBI's taxonomy places the organism in Eukaryota, Fungi, Mucoromycota, Mucoromycetes, Mucorales, Lichtheimiaceae. Bases 54 to 1604 code for a protein of 516 amino acids. The transcript is spliced from 8 exons. The record is from RefSeq and is a predicted model, not a curated record.
GCGCAUUCUUUUGACAACCUUUUUCUUCUUAUUCAUAGACUCUGCUUGAUACCAUGACGAUAGGUACUCAAACGGAUCCCGUCCUUAAGCGCAACACAGGGCGCAAAGGACCAGUAUCGUUCCUAACGCACAUUUGCGAGUUGGAAAAACGACAAUAUUUCAGCGUUGCCAGCAGUUACAGAACUGGCUCUUGUCGGCCAUUUGAAAAGCAAAAAGAAAACCAUUACACUCCAAUUAAUGGUGAAGUGGAGUAUAUGAUCACAAACAGCCUUGACGCGGGUCAUUACGAAGGUGCACUCAAAACUAUCGAGGAAGCGAUCAUAGCCAAACGGCGAUGCACACGGCUCGUGAUCUCCUAUUUAUUUGAUCUUAUUCUUCGACCAGGUCAAGCAUAUGAACGCUUAUCCCCACAAGAGGUUCUUUCAAUGUCACGAAAGGCUCAUCACAUGCUUCUAAUGAUACUCGAAACGUUUGGCACAAGCGCGUUUGCCGAUAUAUGGGAACUGUUCCAAGACAAUAAGCGGCCAUCGCGAAGAAUGCGUAAACGUACGUAUCGGAUAGCCAUGAAUCAUGACGAUAACGAAGAUGAAGAGGGGGAAGUAUACGUGAGCGCUCUCACCGAAUUCGAUACGUUCCAAGAGUUCUUUGCUUGUUGUGUGGAAUACACCGAUGAUUUCAAUGUUUCCAAAAAGCAAGUGAAUGUCAAACGAGGACCUUCGAUGCGUGCUCCUGCUGCACAUCUACGAAGAAAGCUGGUUCUUGAUGUGCUUUUAUCGUUGUUGGAAGAAGAUUUAUAUCAAACUGAAGGCGAUCCAUCACUGCUGGAAAGCUGUGUACUUGUCAAGUUAGUCAACAGCGGCCGGGAUCUGCAACGCUGGUUGGACGUUAUUUUCAGUUCAUUGGGUGCAGAUCUGGAUCAGGCGACCCAAUCGAAUUCGCCAUCAACACGGCAAAAUACCGUUUGUGCAGAAUUUGGAGCGAGGAUGCUAAACAUGCUCGUGGCUGCCUCCUAUUGCGAAAGCGCGUUCGAUCUCAAAGACCUAGAAGAAAGAUCGUGCAGAAGACUGGCUCAAUUGGGCAUAGAAGGCUGUAGCAACAUGAUGCAGAUGAUCAGAUUCAACACUUUCAAGUUUACGAUCCUUGAUAAAGUCAUUUCGGACGCCGACCGGGUCAAUGUGCAGCAGCAAUGCAAGUCUAUGCGCAAGCAAAAGGCGUCUCCCAAUUUUAUGGAUAAAUUUAUAAAGUUCGACUUAAAGACGCAGCCCAACCAACUUGUUUGCAUGGAGGACGUAUAUCGUCAUGUACAGAUCCUGACGUGGAAAUAUAUCUUGGGCAUCAACUUACGCCAAGUUCAUCAAAAUCAACGCAAUAGUCACAACGAUGGGAACGCCAUGGAUACUAGUACUUCGGUUGGUGCUGUUACGAAUGCUAUGCUGCUGGAUGAAACACCGACACUUACACACACAACGAUCAGUGCUUGGAAAAGACAUAUUGACGACAUGAUCCGGGAUGCCGAAGCACAGAGCAUAAUUCCAGAGUUGGAGGAUGAAAUGAAGCGAAAAAUACACUGGACAGUAUCUCUUGUAGAGAAUAUAAUGGUAUAGAGAUAUUCACAUACACAUAUGCAAUUACACACACACUCACAUAUAUAGAUCAAAAAUACCUGCAUUGACCCUUUCAUUUUCUUGUACAUAUCCACAUUAAUUUAAACCCGUAAUCACGUUCUCGGCAUGAUGAUAUACGUCACAAAUUGUUGCUAUUCGCUAUAAGCAGUUUAAUUUUAAGCUCAUACAUAUAAUGUUUGGUAGCUUCCUCUUCCGCUCUCGCUCAGAACCACCAGAAUAAAUGUCC